AUGGGCGAGCACUUCCCGAUCGACGGCGAGGACCCUUCGGAGGUGUUUGACUAUGCUACCGUGAUGGUUAUUUUUGUCGGAGCCGUGUUUGCGUACGUGUUUCUGAUCACGCUGGUCGGUCCGGAGAACAAGAUGGUGUCGCUCACGCACAACAUCGAGGAGGAGGAGCAGGAGGCCGGCCGCGAGAGCCAGAAGGCAGUUGCUAAAAGACCAGCAAUAAUAUAUUUGGUUAUGUUAAAUUGCACCUUUGCGAAAUACAUGUCGUAUUUGCAGUUUGAUCCCCAUGCAGCGCUGAUUGGUGAUGAGGUAGGACUUCUGCAAACGGUAGCUCGUCUGAGAAUGGCACAAUGCACAGACCUGAAUGUUCAGAAAGUUUUCAGUGUAGGUCUAAAUCCUCAUGAAACAGUCCUUGCCCAGUCUGAUCUGGUGCUUUGGACACGAGCCCCAUACAGUUCUAAUGCAAAUGAAAGGCCCAUCUGCCAGACUGAAGAGCAGCCUGUUUCUUCCUGUCAAAACAAUCACAACCGGCUUUAG
This is a messenger RNA of Ogataea angusta, 534 nucleotides long. RefSeq lists its product as uncharacterized. Lineage: Eukaryota; Fungi; Ascomycota; Pichiomycetes; Pichiales; Pichiaceae. Bases 1 to 534 code for a protein of 177 amino acids. The record is from RefSeq and is a predicted model, not a curated record. The transcript has 2 exons.